Molecule: messenger RNA, 3384 nt
Organism: Acanthamoeba castellanii str. Neff
Lineage: Eukaryota; Discosea; Longamoebia; Acanthamoebidae
Product: RasGEF domain containing protein
Exons: 11
Coding region: 1-3384 (1127 amino acids)
Biological process (GO): Ras protein signal transduction; positive regulation of GTPase activity
Cellular component (GO): plasma membrane
Molecular function (GO): guanyl-nucleotide exchange factor activity
Source: RefSeq, a predicted model, not a curated record
AUGACCACAACAAGCGAGGUCUCUGACGCGCGCAAGUGGGCGCAGGUCCGGCGGAAGUGCUAUGACAACGGCCGCGCGCUGGUCAAGGCCGGCUCCGUUCCGUUCCUCAUCCAGUCCCUCGUCUCCGAUUACGGCGGUGUGGAGCAAACAUUUUUGGAGGAUUUUCUCCUCACCUAUCGCACAUUCCUCACACCGCACGCACUGUUGCUGUUGCUCAUACUCCGCUACUGGGUGCCGCUGGGCGACAAGGACGACAAGCGAGAGGAGCGCGAAAAGAAACAGCGAAUCCCCAUUCAAAUCAAGACCGUGCGCGUACUGCGGAUGUGGAUCGAGCAGGUGCCGACCGACUUCACCGACGAUGAUGUGCUCACAGCCAACGCGACCAGUUUCCUGACGGGCAUCGAGACGUUCAAGGUGGCGUCGGGCGAGAUUCUCAACAUGCUCAGGGAGAAGCGCAACCCAGGCGCGACGCAUCACGAAGACGACACACAUGUACAGCCGAUGCUGACCUCCCGAGGCCAGAGCGACGGGCCAGAGCGGGGCCAGGUGGUUAAUUUUGAAGGUGCUGACGAUUCGAACGAAGACGGCGACAGCGACGGUGGGCUGGCCGACGGCCAAAAGCCCAAGCCCGCCGGUAAGUCGGACCGAUCGUUCCUCGCAUUCGAUGCCGCAGAUGUGGCCUUCGAGUGGACGCUUUCCGCACAACGCUUCUACAGAGCCGUCACACCGCGGGAGUUCAUCAAGCAAGCAUGGAACAAGAAGGCGAAGCUGGAGCUCGCGCCCAACGUGUCGGCGCUGAUUGAGGAUUUCAAUCAGAUGUCGGAAUGGGUGUCGCUGGUGGUGCUCUCCUACAGAGACAGGAAGCGCAGGGGGGAGGCCAUCUCCCGGUUUAUCAACAUCGCCUACGAGUGUCACCGGUUGAAGAACUAUCAUACGGUGAUGGUGGUUCUGUCGGGCCUCACCAAGGCGCACAUCACUCGCCUGAAGAAGUCUUGGGAGCUUGUCGACAACCGAGCGAAGAGCAAGCUCAAGCUGCUGAAUGAGAUCAUGGGCAUGGACUCCAACUACCAGCAGUACCGCCUUGCGCUACGAGAAAUCGUGCCUCCGACACCAAGCGUUCCGUUCCUGGGACUCUUUCUCACCGAUCUCACGUUCCUGGACGAGGGUAACUCCGAGCUGAUGUCAUCCACCGCUUCUUCGUCUUCGUCUUCAUCGUCAUCGUCGACUUCCACGUCAGUGACAUCGCCCUCGUCAAGCGACAACAGCAUACGUACUUCGUCCAAGCGUCGCAGCUUCUUCAAGGUCAAGUCCGACCGGUCGGUUAGGCUCGAAUCCAAGCUCCGAGACUUGAGUGCCAGCCACUCCAAGGAGGACCUCAGCGCCUCGGCCGCGCUGAUCGAAAAGUCGACGACGGCGCUGCCCGACAUGUCGAGUCCAUCGCCCCGCCACAGCGUCCACGGCGGGUCGUCGGCCUCGAACAAGCGCCUGAGCCUGCUCCAUAAGAAGGGCCAGAUCGAAAAGAGCGAAGACAGCGAAAAGCGGCUCUCCAUGAAGUCAGUGAGGUCGCUUUCGGUGUACAUGAAGGGUACCAGCGAAAAGAUGCGCAACCUGCGGGGCAGGAAAUCGACAUCAACCUUCGCCACGAUGGACGAAUCGGAGUUACUUUCCGGGUGGCGAGCCGAAGAGUCCCCGAGGCUCACGCCGGAGGAGCAGGCCGCGGUCCAGGCCUGGAAGCAGCUCGACGCGCGGCCACCGGCCGACUCGUGCAUGCAGGAGAGCGGCGAUAGUUUCGUGGGAGGCCGACGCAGCCGCCGGGCGCACACCAAGCGAAUGCCGCAGGUCUUCGACUGGAAGGAGCUCUCCGAGGCGCUCGUGAAGGAGGAGAAAGAGCUUUCAAGCGCGGUCGACGUCGUCACGACGAGUCCCGCCGACAAGGAGGACACGCCCAGUAGUCCAGUCGACAAGCAGGACGAGGAGGUCGACGCAUCCAAUAAGGCGGAUAAGGCCGGCGUCGAGGAGGAGAUGCUGAUCAACUGGAUGAAGCAGCGGACGAUGGCCAAGGUGCUGCGCGAAUUCCUCAGAUUCCAGAACUGCAGCUAUCCGCUGCCGAAGAAGCGCGGGAAGAUCAUCCGCCGCAAGCUCAAGGGCAAGCUCGACCGCAAGUCGGGCGCCAUUGACCACUCCGAGCUCACCAAGGAGUCCAGCAGCAGUGGCACCACCCUGUUCUCCUCCGGUACGGCGCUUGACUUUGAGGGCUUCGCCGACGACGUGCCCGACGCCGGCAUGGCCGAGCUCGAGGAGAUCCGCGACAUGCUGCGCGAGAUGCGGCUGCCGCCCGACAUCGCCAACGUGCUGGACCUGUCCACCUACCUGCCGGCGUCGGUCAUCCCGCAUGUACCGUUCACCCAGAGCGCCGCCUCCGAGAGCCGCACGCCGCGCGGCUCGUCGUCAACCGGCAACUCGCCGCGGUCGCGGUCGGCCACAUCCCUGAUCUCGCACACUUCGGUCCCCGCCGUCGAGGCCCUCGCGCGCGUGACCGAAGACCAGUUCAAGUCGCCGCGGGCGUCGAUGAUCGCCACCUCGCGCACGCCGCCGUCGCUCUCGCCACGCGGACCCAGCGUCUGCAUCAAGCGUACGACCUCGAUGCCGACCAUCACGGUCACCGAAGAGCCCUCCGCUGCCACACCAGCCAGCCUCAAUCUUGAUCUCACAUCGACGACGCGCACGUUCACGCCGCGCGCUACGCUGGAACAGCACGCGGAGCUGUUCACGAUGAAGAAGCUCAAGCUCGACGACAGCCUCCUGUUCGACCUCUCGCUGUACCUCGAACCGCGCGCCGGCUCGCAGGUCGGCGGGGCGGCCGACAAGAAGGCGCCGGGUCUGUUCGUCAUCUCGUCGCCACAGUCCUCACCGGCAGCGACCUAUCGUGCGCGCAACAAGAUCGACCGCACGAUGGUCGGCGCUGAUUUCGGCGACAUGUUGCCUGUCGUCGAGGAGGUGCCCAGCCAGCAGCCGCCCUCGGCUGACUCUGGCACCACCGGAUGCCGGAUCAAGCACUCGAAGAGCAGCGAGUCUUUAACCCCGACUGCGAGUCCGACUGCCCGUAGAAAGAACGAAAGUGACGACUCUUCGCUGGUGACUGGCAAGGCGUCGCGGGUUGUGAAGAAGGAAGGCCGGCCGCGAUCGAACACGACUAGCAUCCUGCCCGCGGAAGCCUCGGCCUCUGCUGAAGAAUUAGAGCGGCUCAGACACAAAGACGACGCGCCCAAGGCCAAGGAAGCCGCGGGUGAGGACGACGAAGGAGGAAGGGGAGUGGCCAAGAAGGCCAGCAAGGCGCGCAAGCUGUUGAAGAGCAAGAAGAGCAAGGAGCGGCUCGACGCCUGA